AAUAGUGAUGUGAAUGAUGAUGAUGAUAAUGAUAAUAAUGGUGAUAUUAAUUUCUCCAUCAGUAUUGUUAUAUGUUACCGUUGUCAUUAUUACUAUCAUAUUUUAUUGUUCAGAUAAAAUACUAAUGUCAAGUUGCGAUUCACAGAUAUUUCUCUCCGCAAAUUACGUGUACAUUGGGGCUUAGCGCUGUCGGUGAAGUCGAUCUGGGCGAGCAUCGAGGAGGAGGCGGGCAGCCGCGGCGGCCUCAAGCUGCUGAAGGGGCCGCGUCGGAAGAAGAAGCCCCCGGCUCCAGCUGCCCCCUCUGCGCCCCCUGCCCCCGUCAUGCCCCCGCUGAACGGCCCGAGCGCCGCGCCGGUCGCCGUGUGCUCGGCCGGCGCGCCCAUGGCCCCCCCGCCCGCCAUGCAGCACCACUGCAUGAAGCGCCUCAACACCAUCCAGCCCAAGCCGCCGCCGCCCAAACCGCCCAUGAUGGCCGCCCCGCCGCCCACUCACAGCCACAUGCAGCAGCCGCCGCACGCCCCCGUGCCGCAUACCCACUGGCUGGGACAGGCGCCGCAGUACCCCCACAACAUGACGCCCUACCCCAUGGCUCCCCCCCCGACGGCCGAGUACUACCCCAUGCCAGGGCACUUCAUGGCACAGUACACGCCCGCGACCAUGGGCACCUCGCCUUAGGAGACUCUGGAAAGUUUUGUUUUUUUAUAACUGAAAGAAUAGAACAAUUGGAAUAUUUAUAAAUAUUAUGGAUACGAAACUUCAUUUCAUAACAUUCCACGUACAGUCGUGUUGCAUUGGUCAUUAUGGAUUUUUUACAUUGAAUGAAUUAAUACACAUCAUGCCGAUAUCCGUUCCUUGGCGUUUACUUCGUAACUCUCAAUCGUUACGGAAAUGUUUGUACUAUUUACAUUUCCAAAAAAGAUAAGUUCAACAAAUGAAAUGAAGGUACACCACACUGCCUAAUUUGUGUUCGCUUUACAAUAUUUUUUCACAUAACGAGUAACAUAAUGCAACAAUAUAUUGAUUUGAAUUGGCAAAAAUAAAAAUAUAUGAUAU
Penaeus chinensis is the source of this 1053-nucleotide messenger RNA. RefSeq names its product extensin-like. The record is from RefSeq and is a predicted model, not a curated record. Lineage: Eukaryota; Metazoa; Arthropoda; Malacostraca; Decapoda; Penaeidae. The coding region runs from base 322 to 675 and encodes 117 amino acids. The transcript has 2 exons.